Messenger RNA from Branchiostoma belcheri (Belcher's lancelet), 1720 nucleotides. RefSeq lists its product as uncharacterized. The transcript is spliced from 2 exons. Bases 584 to 1501 code for a protein of 305 amino acids. The record is from RefSeq and is a predicted model, not a curated record. NCBI's taxonomy places the organism in Eukaryota, Metazoa, Chordata, Leptocardii, Amphioxiformes, Branchiostomatidae.
GUCCCCGACUUCGGUCUUCUUACCUGUCCUGCGCGAACACCUGUCUUUUCAACAUGUCCGACAGGUAUGUGUGUGACUUGCUAACCCUUGCUAAGGUUUCUCUCUGUUAAACAUACGAAUCAAACAACUGAAGAUUGGUACAUAGUGCCCACAGCUGUCGUUACGUUAUAUAAAGCUUUGUUGUCGAACUGCGCGUCGACUAUGGCACUGUCCACGGUGCACUGUCACUAGAGUCAGGGAUCAGGAUGCUUGGUGUGUUGAGUUGUGCGCUGGGUUAAGUUACGCUUGUGCUCACAGGGUCAUUGGGGGGACACCGUCUGUAGGCUUGCAAUGUACAUUUUGUACCUAUUUUUCUUUAUUUGCGGAAUGUACAAUGUGGAAUAACACUAAAUCACUGUUUAUCAUUUAGAUACACCUUACUGUGUGUUACGUACAGUAUUUGAAGAGAACAGAAUGGUAGGAAUGUUAUUAAAUCUUUUUUUACAGUUCUCUGAUUUGACCUUCCGGUCGUUGACAUAUCUCACAGGGGGGUUCUACUGACGACCAGCUCCUAUAACCAUCGCCAAGGCCGUGUAGAUUAAACAUGGCGACCAAACAAGGAAAGAAAGUCAAGGUUGGAAUAAGAACGCUCUUCUCAAGGAGACGGAAGAGGUUUUCUCGGCCCAAGGACCAAGUACGCCUUCUCAAGGAGUUGGAAGAGCCGAUAACUGUCAUGGGUGCCGGUGAGGAAGAGAACAAUGAACUGAAAUUAAACUUAAACUUAAAGACUAUCCAGACGUCAGUAAAUCAACCCCGGCAGCAGCCCAAACGCCGCAGUGUGAAGUUAGAUGUGGGAGACCUUCUGUACGGUGGGCGGAAGGACCGAGAGUCGGAACCUUCCUCCUCGGGCCACACAGCCACGUACUCCGGCGGAGAGGAAAGAACACGGCCCGGGGAGCCUGACCAAGACUUGGACCUGAGACUUGUCACGAAGGAAGACGGUCAAGACAAUUCUUGGAUUAGCGCCAAGGCUACAAAGAAGGUGUUUACUGCCCAAAUACAUUCAGACAGUGGUGCAGGAGGAAAGACCCAACCUGGGGAAAACGUUAGGAACCCUGCCAACGGCGGUGCAGGAAACUCAACACGUCCGGACAGGAAACUGAGCGAAGGAAAGUCGAAGAAGAAACGUAAGAAAGUGAGCUUUUCAGCCACGUCUACAAAGUACAUACAGCUGGAGGCCUCCCAGGAAGCCUUAGACGUCUGUGUGGUGGAAGAACAGACGAUUAAAAAGAAGAAAUCCAACAGAAAAAAGAAAAUGAAAAAGAGAAUCCGCAAGGCGGCGCAGCUGAGCUGGCGGUACCUGGUGGCAGGCUUCAGGAACAUGACGAUGGUGACGCCGUUCUACGUCACCAGCGACACGAUGCAGAGCGUGUACUCACCGCAGUACAACACUAGCCUGGUCACCCCUAUGUACAUGACGUCAUACACGGGAGAUGAUGGGUACACACAGAGGUAUCCAUGAGGAUUUGUGGUGCAUCGUAUGAUACAACGCCGGAAAGGAAAAAUAACUUAAAGACACCAAAUUGACUUAAAGCUUGAUGAUCGUCGACGUUUCAAUUGAACUUUUUGCUGUCUAUCCAAUACAGUUUCAUAUGCGGAUUAAAGGGCAUGCACCGGUCUGUGUCUACACUGUCGUGGCAUCUUAGUUUUUUCCUAGAUCCUGCAUAACUUUGAAAGUUAU